GUCAAGGAAAGGCUACCUGGAAAUAAUGAAGAUGACUUUCAAUCAACGUGUGGCGUUAUGCUUGUUAGGGCUUGUCAUUGGACAAGCUGCAGCAUUGCCACAACAUCCCCAAUACACUCAGCAAUAUCCUCAACAAUAUCAGCAACAAGUCAGAGAUGAAAGGAAAUUUGCUGAGAAACCUAACGCCAUGAAAAAAGUUGCAAUCGACGAUCUCGAGGACAUCAGUACCAAUCAGAUUCAAGUUAGUCGAAAAACAAGUCGAAGCUUUCCUUGGAACACUGAAGGAAGCAGCAGCGGUUUCUCGUGGUCUAACAUGUUAGGAAUGUUCAUGCAAAUGCUUUUGGGUCAAACUGGUGGUAUAACUGGACCGAGUAAAAAUGACAUAGAUGAUGGUGUACCAGCAAGUCCAUGGGCAAAUCUUCUCUCAGUUGGUCUACGAGUACUUACAGCACUUUUAGGUGGUCCACAACAAUCCGUUGAUGGUAUCGACAAAGUCGAUAAUCAAAGCAGUCCCAUGCAGGUAUUCGAUAAGGAGAUUUUGACUGCGGUGUUGGGCGCGUUUCUAGGACAGGGCAGAGACCCAAAUCAGGUUGCUGUCAUGGCUAAAAAUGCUUCAGAGUUCAUCAGCAUCGUCAUCAACCUGUUGGACGCAUUGAAAACAUCCUUCUCGCAUCGUUCUUUAUCAGCACGUUCUCUUGGUAGACACGACAGCGUUUCUGAAGCAGCAAUGGCAUCAAUCAGUAUGCUUAAGGGAUACGUGAGAUCGGUAAAAACUUUCAGUAAUAUUGGUAGAGCCGAGGACGAAGGUCAACAAGGUUGUGCCGAAAGGGCCCUUUGCGAAGCCAGUGCUGAAUGUGCAGCCGAUGCACAAGGCACAUCAACGAUUUUCUGUCAAUUAGGAUCAUACGCAACAAGUUACAUGUUGCAAAGGCAAAGUGGCGUAGGAUUCGAGGCACUUUACGAUGCUGGACGACGUGGUCGUAUGGGAGAAGAUUGCAGAACUCUUUUCAUGGAUUGUAACGUCGCAUGAGCAAACAAAUUUCGCGUAAAAAACGUUAUUUCAACUUUCGCAGAUACCGUUCGAUAUUUAUUUCGUUGAAAGAAAAAAGGGAAAAAGAAAAUUUAUAUUAAAAAAACAAAGUCGCACGCGGGAAAAAUCAUCGUUAGAAACAUUCCGCCAGAAAAAAAGAAAGUUAUAAAAAUUGCAUUUAAAAAAAAAAAAAAAAAA
Molecule: messenger RNA, 1228 nt
Organism: Polistes canadensis
Lineage: Eukaryota; Metazoa; Arthropoda; Insecta; Hymenoptera; Vespidae
Exons: 7
Coding region: 26-1030 (334 amino acids)
Source: RefSeq, a predicted model, not a curated record